CAGGAUAUGAGUUGUGAAGGUGCUUUUGUUCAUACUCGUACCAAGGUUUGCUCCCCCCACCCUCCCCCUCCGACCCCUUAUUCUGUUUUGAGGAGGGUCGUGUCACACCCACCAUGGCUGAUUGGCACACCGAGGACUACAAAUAAGACCACCAUAGCGACAGACCAUCUACUUUCCGUCGGAGUUGGAAAUUCAUUCAAUACAGUUUAUUUAAAAACCCUCGAAGGAGUCAUGACGCAAGUUCUGGACAUCGAUCGCUGGGACCUGGAGUGCGAGUAUAAUAAUACCGACCAUCGCACUGAUCUCAACGGUGUAGACCGACUCAUCGUGAGGAGAGGCCAGCCCUUCUCAAUCAGUCUGUAUCUUCGCACUGGAAGCUUCCAGCCAGGAGUCACUUCUCUUGACUGCAUUGCAGAAACAGGCCCGCAACCCUCUGAGCAGUAUGGCACCAGGGCCUCCUUUGGUCUGUCUCCCAGCGUUGACACUUCCCGCUGGAGUGCUGCUGUCAUCAGCCCCCCUGGGGACAUGGUGGCCCUGUCUAUCUGCUCUGCCCCUGAUGCACCGAUAGGCCGCUACACCCUGACCCUGGGGCAGUCAGUACGGAUUGAGUUCAUUCUGCUCUUUAACCCGUGGUGUCCAGGGGAUGCGGUAUACAUGGAUAAUGAGCAGAGUCUGGCAGAGUAUGUUUUGUCUCAGGAUGGAAUCAUCUUUCGAGGCAGCUACAAAUAUCCCAUACCUACUCCCUGGAAUUUUGGCCAGUUUGAAAGUGGAAUCCUGGAUAUCUGUCUGAGGAUCCUGGAUAUGAAUCCUAAAUGUCUGCGUAAUCCUUCUAAAGACUGCUCCGGGAGAAGAAAUCCCAUCUAUAUUUCCAGAGUUCUAAGCGCCAUGGUGAAUUGUAAUGAUGACAAAGGGGUGUUGCUGGGAAAAUGGACAGAUGGCUAUGAAGGAGGUGUCAGCCCCUCAUUUUGGCGUGGCAGUGUGGAGAUUCUGCGUAACUGGGACACGGAAGCCUGUCAGCCUGUUCGCUAUGGACAGUGCUGGGUGUUUGCUGCAGUGGCCUGCUCGGUUUCCAGAGCUCUGGGCAUCCCCUGCCGAGUUGUAACCAACUACCUGUCUGCUCACGACACCAACAGCAACCUGGUGAUUGAACGAAUUGUUAAUGAAAAUGGGGAACUCAUUCAGUCCAAAGAAAUGAUCUGGAAUUACCACUGUUGGGUGGAGAGCUGGAUGACCAGGCCUGACUUUAAACCUGAAUUUAACGGCUGGCAAGCCAGUGACCCCACACCCCAAGAGAAGAGUGAAGGCGUGUACUGCUGUGGCCCCAUCCCUGUCAGGGCCAUCAAGGAAGGAGAGCUCACUUUUAAAUACGACGCCCCCUUUGUAUUUGCUGAGGUCAAUGCUGAUGUCAUCACAUACAUGAAGAAAAAAGAUGGCAGCACCUCAAAUGUCACCACCAUUGCACUGGUGGGCCAGAAGAUCAGCACCAAGAGUGUGGGCAGCGACACCAGAGAGGACAUCACUCACCUCUACAAGUACCCUGAAGGAUCUGACGAAGAGCGAGAUGCUUUCAAAAAGGCCAACCACCAAAACAAGCUGCUCCAGCAGCAGCAGCAGGGUCAAGACCUACACCUCACUAUCAAAGUGACAUCAGACAUGAAGAAGGGCUGUGACUUUGAUGUGUUUGCCGUUGUUACUAACAACACCCAGAGUGACAAAAAGUGUCGCUUGGUAUUUGGAUCCUGCGCUUUGUCCUACAGUGGACUUUUAGGAGGAAACUGUGGCUUUAAAGACUUGCUGAAUGUUGAGCUCUCAGCAGGAGCAGAGAGAAAAGUUUCUCUAAGACUGAACUACUCAAAGUACGGCAGCCAAUUGACUGAGGACAACUUAAUCCGUCUGGCAGCUCUGCUGGUGGACUACUCCACCAGAGAAGCAACUCUGGCAGUGAGAAAUAUUGUGCUGGAUAAUCCUGAAAUCAAAGUCAAAAUCCUGGGUGAACCAAAAGAGAACCGGAAGCUGGCUGCAGAGAUCACGAUGCAGAACCCUUUACCAGAGCCGCUGGAGAACUGCUGCUUCAGCAUUGAGGGGGCCAACCUGACUGGGGGACAUGUUAUCUCUGAGAGGCUGAAUUCCACUGUCGGACCUGGGGAAGAUGCCAAAGUUAAAAUCUACUUCACUCCCACCCGUACUGGGCUGAGAAAGCUGGUGGUCGAUUUUGACAGUACUCAGCUGUGCCAUGUCAAGGGCUAUAGGAAUGUCAUAAUUGGAAAAUAAAACUUUUACAGUCCAAUAGCAAAACUCAGUCACCAAUGUUAAUGCAUUAGCAAAGAUAUCAACAUGAGCAAACACACCCUUCUUUGCAUACUGUAAUACUUCAAUGUAUGUUUAGAUAUAUUCACAUUUUGUUCUUCCUGUUGCAGUGAGUGCUUUGUUCUUUUAAGGCUAAUGAAAUACUGUAACUGCAUGCAAAACUUUAAAAAAUAUUAAGCUCCUCUUUAGUAAAAAUUUGUAUUAUAAAAGUUCUACAAUUAAACUGACUUAUACACUUUUUGUGAUCAUGUUGCAAGCAAAAACUGGUUUGAAUUAAUAGCUUGACUGCACUGUGCAGAUCGUUUUCUACACUUAUGUGCUAAUCUGACAUAUUCUAGCUUCAGUGGAGGACAGGCAGCGUGGUGUUGUGAGGUUGUAUCAUGUGUAUCAUGAAUGAUAUUAAUUAUUUUGUCAAUGAUGGGAUAAAGUUUGACAGCAUUGACAGCUAUAGUCAAACAUUUACCUGCAGAAAGAACAUCUCUUCUCCCGGUAACAUGCUGCUCUGUUUCUGCACAUUCUGCCUCCCAUAUGAACAUAAUACUCACAUCCUGCAAUCUUUAUAGAUUUCCAACUUAUUUCUCUUCUUGAAUCUGGGAUGCACAUCACAUCAUUUGUUAAGUAUGCACUGCUAUUAUAAUGUGAAAUGUACUGUUUUACUUUUAAAACGACAUAAGAAAAACUUUCAUUCUUCACCAGUCAUGGAGAAAGAAUAAAAUCUAUAAUAUAAAAUAUUCUCUCAAUGCUAGAAGUGCCAAGGGGCUGAACAAAAACAAAACUAAACAAAACUUUAUUAACAUUUAGACAUGCAUUUCUCAUUCGCCUUAUUUUCCUUAAUGUCUUCACCUAGCUUGGACCUGUACCUUUGCUGUGGCCCUGCCAAAACUAUAAGUGCCUCCACAUGAUCAGUGUCACUGCAUUAAGCAACAGAAAAACUAUAAGAUCUGCUAAUCUACAAACUGAAAGUAUUUACAGUUCAAAUGUAGGUAAUCACCAGUAGUAACAAGAGAUAUAGCUGCAAGUUUGCUGGUGCAGGUGGCCUACAGGUUCUACCUUUUUUAUUAGAAUCUUUUUCUUUAGUUCCUGCUUCAAAACUUUUUGCCUGUCCAUGAAGAAAUGACACUUUCUCUAUCACUACAGGGUCUUUCAGUACAGUAUUUAUGCAUGAACUAAUUUGUUAAUAUGCAUGAAAUACUGCUGCCCUCUGCUGGCCAAAAAGAUGAACUUGUUAGUGAUGAACAGAGACAGAAAACAGCCUCUACAGAAACUGGAAGCAACACACACACACACACACUUUAAAACAGACAUUUUGUGUGAAAACUGUCACUAAACUGUCUGUUUUUUGUUUGUUUGUGUUUUUUUUAAUGUUAGUCUGUCUUUUUGAAACUAAUGUUGAUCAAUAAAACUGAGCUUUUCUUCCCACUA
Messenger RNA from Melanotaenia boesemani (Boeseman's rainbowfish), 3729 nucleotides. It is a transcript of the gene tgm2b, whose product is annotated as transglutaminase 2b. The record is from RefSeq and is a predicted model, not a curated record. The transcript has 13 exons. Gene Ontology annotation, biological process: peptide cross-linking. Bases 7 to 2271 code for a protein of 754 amino acids. Gene Ontology annotation, molecular function: protein-glutamine gamma-glutamyltransferase activity. Lineage: Eukaryota; Metazoa; Chordata; Actinopteri; Atheriniformes; Melanotaeniidae.